ACAGCAGCAGCAGCAGCAUAUCGUCGCGUUCGACGACGUCUUCGCUGCGUGAAGUCAUGAGGCAUGGACGGCGGGACCACAGUAUACGCCAUUCCAUUAUUACGCGCCCGUCGCAACCGUCCUCUCACCUCCCGCGCCGCCGCCCCAGAUUGCACCCACCAACAUGGGCCCGCAGUACACCCUGUCCCCAAAUGCUCAAGAAUUCAUACCAAGCUCUUUCAUGACGAUGCGAGAUCCCCACUACAUGCCCCUCCACGUAGGGAUGCUGCUCGUCGAUCCCCAAGCGCAGAUGCAUUCUCCGCAGCAAGCCCACCAUCAGAGUCAACAGCCACAGAUGCAGUACCACGCCGAGGCCGCGGGUUCCAACUCCGCGGAUUCCUAUGAAGACCCGUACUCGUAUUUCAGCAAGUCCUACGACGAAGAUGACGAUGCUUUGCUGCAAACGCAGAUGUUUAUAACUGAUGUCACGCUCUCACCAGAGUUGUACACAGCGAAGGCGAACGAUCUCCUCAAAAUCAUAUUCGAAGACAUCUGCGAGCGCAAGAACCCGCCAACGCCGGUUGUUGCGACCAUAUUCCAGGCGGGUGUUCUACAACAAAACUUCCGCUAUUCGGGUGCGCGCCUUUGCAACGUCGCCGCAUCGGUCGUAAUGACGAUGGAUGGCCAGACCUUAUUCCGAAAUUGCCUAAUCGAACACAUGUAUGAGAGCUUAGCGAAGGUCAAACCCGUUGUCGGUGACAAGGAGCAAGACAAAGAGACCCGUGGAACAGUGCUAUUCUGCGCAGAGUUGUUCUUCCAAUUGGAUCUCGGCUAUAGACUCGAUACCUCGGAGACGCACCCGGACAUGGGCGUGUUCCUGUGCCGCACCAUCAAACAGUUGAUCUUAUGUAACGAGAAAGAGAACCAGAAGAAUCCGAUAUUUCCCGUUCAAGCUCUGAAGCUCCGCGGUGCCAUCCUGGAAAAGCUGUGCGGGAACACCGACGCGAUGGACGAUCUGAUGAUGCAGUGCAAGACUCUCGAAGAACAAGAGGGCGUAAACUCGACCAAUCAGUUCAUGCUGGCGAGACUUCCACAACUCCGGAAAACAAACUGGAAUCGCGUGGAGGAAGUUCGUGAUCAAGCUCCCUGUGUGGGUCCUGAUGACUACACCCAAAUGCCAGUCAUGUACGGCCCGGAUGGUCAACCGAUGAGCGAAAAGGAGCUGAGCUUCUUGAACGGCUCCAACCAGAUUCCCCCCGCGGAAUUCGGUGAAGCCCCGCCAGUCGCCACCGCUGCCGGAAUGGACCAUGAAGCGAUGGAGGCAUACGAACAAUUCCUCCGAGAAACAGGACAAAAAUAAUCGUGGGAAAAGUAGACAGAAGCGUGUCGGGCAACACUCUCGCCAUGGCGAGCGGGCGAGGCGGUGCUCAUCCACAUUCGCCGGUCCACCUUGUACAAACUGCAAC
Galendromus occidentalis (western predatory mite) is the source of this 1445-nucleotide messenger RNA. RefSeq names its product polyadenylate-binding protein-interacting protein 1. The record is from RefSeq and is a predicted model, not a curated record. Gene Ontology annotation, biological process: regulation of translational initiation. Gene Ontology annotation, molecular function: translation activator activity. Bases 164 to 1339 code for a protein of 391 amino acids. NCBI's taxonomy places the organism in Eukaryota, Metazoa, Arthropoda, Arachnida, Mesostigmata, Phytoseiidae. The transcript has 7 exons.